Mya arenaria is the source of this 12996-nucleotide messenger RNA. Its product is annotated as probable helicase with zinc finger domain. Gene Ontology annotation, molecular function: helicase activity; protein binding; metal ion binding. Bases 129 to 5219 code for a protein of 1696 amino acids. Gene Ontology annotation, cellular component: cytosol; P granule. Gene Ontology annotation, biological process: regulatory ncRNA-mediated post-transcriptional gene silencing. The record is from RefSeq and is a predicted model, not a curated record. Lineage: Eukaryota; Metazoa; Mollusca; Bivalvia; Myida; Myidae. The transcript has 24 exons.
GUCAUUUUACAUGUGUAGUUUUAACAAAAUACACGAACACUUUUUGUUAGUUUUUGUUUCGCUUCUGAGGAGUUACCUUGAUGUGCAUAACCUAACACAUCCCUCAAUGCGUCAUAAAAUGGUAGAAGAUGGAUAGAGAGGAAGCGGAGGACACGCCUCCCACAAGUGAAGGUCAGGGGUCAAGGUCACCCGACCUGGGAGCGGGGUCACGGGUCAGUGAGCAGGCAAUUAACACCACCUUAACCAGCAUCACAGAGCUAAUCAAGCAGAAGAGACUUCAGGACGCCCUGGAAAAAUGUGAAAAAGCUGUCCAGCAGUGGGGCGGCCAUGAGAGCUUGCGCGAGAAGAAAAUCAAGAUCCUAUGUCUUCAGGGCCGCAUAGAAGACGCCUACAGCGAGGCACUCAUCUGGCUGCAGCUUGAACCAAGGAGUCCAAAAGCAAUUAAAGAACUAAAAAGACUGAAGGCCAUUCUUGAUGCUAUCAAAGACCAGGAGUCUGAGGAAGAGGGUGAGGUGGAGCCCCCCAUCCCCCAGGUGCAGUCCCCACCCACCCAGCGAGCAUCCUCCCCCAGCAACUCUCACAAUAAUAAUAAGCCGGCCAGUAGUAAACCAAGCAUCCCUGACCUAUCCUGUUCCUUCUGCAAUAUGACGUUUGAUACGAAGACUGACCUUGACACUCAUUGCCGUAGUGACGACCACAAGAAAAACAUCACAUCAGACGAGGGACACAGCUGGAAAUAUCGUCUGCCACCCCGAGGCCUCAUAGCUGAGGAUUACACACUGUGUCAGCGGUACACUGCCAAUGGACGAUGCCCGUACGCGGACAAAUGUAUCGAAGCACACUCCCCUGACGAGCUGGAAGAAUGGCGGGAACGAUUCAAGUUUAAACGACAACAGCUACAGAUGGCCAAGGACAAACAUCUCCAUGGUAACACAUACCCAGAACAGCUCAUGGAGAAACUCCUCACUGCAGAGUAUCCUAAGUCUGUGAUGGUAGCGAGUGUGGACUAUGCUAAGGUGAUAGUGAACUCUGAUCUCAAAGUGAACAUGAUCUCCAAGAAGUGUACACACGCAUGGACCUUCACCAUAACCAGUAAAAUCUGUAUCCUGCGUAUAGUGCUACUAGAUGAGGCAGUCAGCAACUACUUUUACAUCUCAAGUAUCUCCGUGGGCCCCAAGAAGACCCAGAAAUACCAGAACCUCGAGCCCCACUGUCAGGAGUGGAAGAACCCAGAAAUCACCAUCAACAGGCCGGGGGAAUAUGUUUACAGGGUUAAGGUUGUGUUCAAGACGGACAUCUAUGGAGCAUUCCGACAGACAUUGGUGUUUGACUUUGGCUCGGAGCCUGUGCUCAGUAGGGACAUGCACGUUGAGUCGGCCCCAGUCACGGACACUGAGAAGGUCCUGUCCGAGAUACGCCUCAGCCAACAGGGACGAUGGCACACAGACAAAGUCAACAUAGUUGAAUACAAACAAAAAACCCCAGAUGAUGACAAGUCCCUAGAGCUGUUGAAGAAGUACUCACUGCCGGAGAUGAGCAAGUUUCGGUUCUCCGAGCACCUGAUGCAGUCUCCGACCAAGGAGAACUACCGACUUUGGAUGCACCAGAUGCUCUAUGUGGAGGAACUGGCUCAGAUUGAUAAGAUUUCAAAGUUCAACAUCACAACAUCACUCCAACUGGUGAACCGGUUCCUGCUGAUGCCUGGCUCCCUGUCCACGGCCAAGUUUGCCCAGGAUGGGGAGCUGUUUGCACGUAUGAAGCUCGAGGAUGACCUCUCUGUGGACUCGGUCGCUGGACGACUGAUUCUCAAGAGUACCAACCUAGUGUGGCUCGCCCCACAUAAGACAGGAUCCAAGAAUAAUGCCCUACCCAAGAAGGUCUAUGAAGCUGUGAUAGAGGACCGGGGAAAGAACUUUAUAUUUCUGCGACUCUCUCGGGAAUGUGUCGAGGAACUGGAGCUUACAUGUGACCAGGAGUUCUCCGUAGAAGUUCAAUUCCAGCUGAACCGCCUGCACUUCUGUGAGAUGCACCAUGCUGUGGACGCCCUCUCCACCCUCGAUAUCGUGUUCCCCGACACGGAAAUCCUCAAUAAACUCCCAAGCGUGGAUGACUGGAAAUGGAAGGAGGAUGUUGGCGAAAAAACAAAUGAAAAUCAAAGGGAGGCAAUCAUGAAGUGUGCGGCCUACUCCCAUAUGGCAUUACCUCCCUUACUUAUUGUGGGUCCAUUUGGCACGGGGAAAACCUACACCCUCGCGCAGUGUGCAAAACAUGUCCUUCUGGAACCAGAGACAAGAAUAUUGAUAUGUACUCAUUCUAAUAGUGCUGCAGACAUCUACAUCAAGGAGUUCCUCCACCCAUCAGUAGAGGAAGGCAAUGAGGCUGCUCGUCCCCUUAGAGUGUACUACCGACAUCGGUGGAGACAGACCGUCUCCCACACCGUAUUGCUUUAUUGUAUACAGGAACAAACUGGGCUACUGGCGGGAACAUUCAGGGCACCAACAGUGGAGGAUGUGGAGAACCAUAGAGUUGUUGUGACUACACUGGGAACUGCCAGGCUUCUGUCAGACCUCAAUCUCCCUGAGGGUUUUUUCACUCACAUAUUCCUGGAUGAGGCUGCCCAGGCCCUGGAGUGUGACAUGCUGAUCCCCCUCUCGCUGGCUGGGCCCAAAACCAGGGUCGUACUGGCAGGAGAUCACAUGCAGAUGAGCCCGGAGGCUUUCUCAGAUUUUGCGCGACAGCAGCAGUUCCACAAAUCUCUCCUGGAGCGUCUGUACGACAUGUACCCAGACAACAGCCCAUGUAAAGUGAUGCUGUGUGAAAACUACCGGGCCAACAGGGCCAUCAUUGAGUUCACAUCCGAGCUGUUCUAUGAUAACAAGCUGAAGGCAUCCAAGGACCCCAUUGCCCACAGUGUUUACUACCCACUGACGUUCUUUACAGCUCGGGGAGAGGAGGUCCAACAUGAAAACAGUUCUGGAUACUUUAAUACUUCUGAGAUCUACGAGGUGAUAGAGCAAGUCGAGCACCUUCAGAAACACUGGCCUGCUGACUGGGGAGAGUUUGAUGAGAACAGCAUCUGUGUAGUGGCCCCAUACUCUGACCAGGUGAUGCACAUCAGAAGCGAACUGAGAAAAAGGAAGAUGUUCAAAAUUGCUGUGGAGAGGGUUGUCAAUGUUCAAGGAAAGCAGUUUCGCGUGAUAGUGAUGAGCACCGUGCGUACGCGGCAUACAUGUUCGACAGAUGCGAGCGCGACAGAUAAACUGGAUCUUGGCUUCCUGUCGAACAUAAAGCUACUGAACACGGCCAUUACAAGGGCACAGUCUCUCGUUAUAGCAGUUGGGGACCCAGUCUCACUCUGCCUUGUGGGAAGAUGCAGCAAAGUAUGGGAGUACUACCUGGAAGUGUGCAACGACAACAACAGUUUCUUUGGGAUGACGGGGCCCCACCUACGCUCCCUCCUGAACAACGUUGAGAUGACCAAGACAUACAAUCUCAACCCCCUCGCCCCGGAGUUCAUCCCUAAGGCUGUGUACCCUGGCCAGCAGGGGCAGCCUGUGUUCAUGGCCCCACACGCGGCCCAGGUGGGCUGGGCAGGUGGAACCAAUGCUUACAGAGGACUACCACAACAGAUGGUGUACCCUAGUCCAUACAUGCCUAUGCCUCUGUACCCUGGAUACGCAGGAUUCCACCCCUAUUACGGUCCCAUGGUGUACCGACAUCCAGCCCUCUACCAGCAGGGCCUGAUGGGGAAGGGGACGGGGAGAGGAGCUCUAGGCAGACAGAUGGGCUCACACAAGCCCAAGGUGCCUGCCCAGCAACCUAACCUGCCCUUGCAAAGAGAUGAUGAUGAGAAAGGCGAAUCUCUGAGAGCUGAACAAACCCCACCCCAGGGUACACCUCCUAAACAAAUAGCUACCACUCCUGUUACAACUGUGACCUCCAUGCCUGGUGUACUAGGAACUACCCCUCCUAAGAAAGGCACUUCACAUAAGAAAUAUGUAGCAGUGCCUGUGAACCCUCGUGUGCCAGGAAUGCCAAUGUAUCCACCUUACUAUGGCUACCCUCCAUAUUUGAUGCACCCACCAGAGGACCCAAGGCUCAUGCCAAUGGGAAUGCCACAGGCUCCAUAUUAUUACGCUUACCCUCCAAACGUACCUCGGGGGCACUACCCAUACAUGAUACCCCAGCCAGUGCAGGUCCAGAUCCCAAGGCAAAGUGGUUCAGGCAGCUUGUCCCCAGCAAGCUCCUCGGAUGACCGCAUAAGAAGGACCAGCGGCUCCUCCCCUACAGGCAGCAGUCAUUCUGACCCCCUGUCUGUGUCACCGGGGUCGUCGGCCUCCCAGCAGCAUGCGCAGCACAUCCAGCUGUUGCCAAAUGUUGUACAUGUGCCAAGCCACCUUCUCUACCCUACACACAACAGCGCUAACAACUCCAGGUCGAGUACCCCAGUACAGUCUAGCUCACCUGGGCCCCCCCAGGUACCUGUAAGGGAUAGUCCAAGAAAUUCCCAAGGGGAGAUAGAGUUUCCACAGAGAAGACACUAUAGUGGUCCCAGACCCGUUUCACAGAGCCCUAGUUAUAGUUCGCAGAGUUCUCACGAGAGCUCUGCUUCACCUACAUUGAAUGGAGAACAAUCAUUCACUGUUGCUAAGACUGAUACUAAGACCUCGAGUAGAAUUAGUCAAAGACUUGUUGUGAAAACGGAGAGUCGGUCAAAUACUAAAGCAUCAAAGCCAUUGACUCUUAACACUAACCUUAAUCCUCAAACGACUGGGUUCAGUCAGUUGUUUAAAGAUGAGCUUGGUACUCCUACAGAGGUGGCCAAUAUAGUGCGUAUGAUGGAUGAGGAGGAGAAUGUUGAAGAUGUCAAUGAUGAGGAAUUAUCCAGCAGAACUGCUGAUAGGCUGUUCCGUCAAGAGGCCAUGCACCAAAGCAAGCCCUCCCCUCCCACAGGGAGACUUUACUUGCACCUGCCCGUGCGCCCCGGGCCAGAGGAUAUGCCGGUCCAACCCCCGGGCACCUUGCCCCACCAGUUGCCCAUGCAUAGAGACAUACACGAGAUGGAGUUUGACCCUGCUCUUUUGGAACCCCAGACACCCAUGACCCCUGCAGGGUUCCAUACUCCCAACAUAGACCUUAACACUGACCCCCUGGAGAUUCUCCGCCAUCUCAAUAUUAAUAAUGACAACUUAAACAGGAGUACCCACGGGCACUUUUAGUUGGAUAGUUGAACUGUUUAUGGCUGUUGUCCAUUUGUUGUUUUAUUAUUGGCAAUGAGAUAAGUGCAUAUAACUCUGCUUUCCUCAUGUAGCCUCUUGUAGUAUAUAUAUCAGCGUUGAUGACCUACAUAUAGUUUAGAAUAUAUAACAAUAAAUGUUGUACCGUUUAGCAAAGUUCUUAAUUAUUAAAGCAAAUCCACCGUUUAUGAUGUGCUGUCUCUUUAGCUACAGUGGCUUGUGUAUAAAAUUUUAAGGUUAAAUUAUUUUAGUGCAAAUGAGUGCUUCAGUGCUGUAGUGUAUAUAAAUUAUAUAUCUGUAUGACAAUAGGGACGAAAAAUCGAGGGCUCAGCGCAACAGCCAUGGAACUCGAUAUAAAGAAGAGUUCCAUCUGUUUUGCACUGAGCCCAGAUAAUGGGUUUAUGUUCAAACAUGUAUCGGUAUUGGUGAUUAUUUUGUGACAUGUUUUGUUUAUAUCUGAUGUUACAUUUUUGGCUGAAGCAUUGUACGGAUUUUUUUUUCUGCUGGAGAGUUCAGUCAGAUUAGCUUUUAAGAAGAUAUGUUAAGGCCAAACAAAAAUAGUGCUGUGGUUACUGUUACAUCGGAGAAUAACAGGAGGCUUGGAAGGUAGAGAAAACAUGUUAUUUUGGACAAUUAGUAUUAAAUUGUUUAAGUAGUGUGUAUAUCGUUGUAUUAUUAGCAUACAUACACAUUUUGACAUUAGAGCUGCACUCUCACAGAUGGAUUGUUUUUUACUUGUAUUAAAAAGUGUGAUCUGAUAUAUUGUCGCCAGUCUUAUAUCACUGGUUUCCAGAUAUUUACAAAAAGAUUGGUUUAUUUCAAGACAAAAAUGGUCCAUCUGUGAGAGUGCAGCUUUGAUGUUGCAAAACAGUAGCACAGCGAAAAUAAACUGUUUCACCUCGUGCAAGUAAUAGUGCCAAAUGAUUUUUCCUUUCAAUUAUAGUAAAUUUAUUUGAUUUUUAAUUAUUUUGGCCAAAAAAUCAUUAGAGUAGGGACCUUAACUUGAUAUUGGUCAGGUAAUAAUAACCACAACAUCAUUUUUAUUUGGCCUAAAUAACUGUUAUUUAACUGUAGACUAUCAUAUUUACUAAUAUUGAUAUUGUAUUUUAUCAUUAUAGCAUACCUUUAUUAUUGCAUGUUGAGGGCUCAAAUCAAGGUGGACAUAAUUCUACAUAACCAUAGAAGGAGUGUGUACGUCCGUCUUGUGCUGAGCACUCAAACUCUGUGUAUUCAUGGUGUAUACAUUUUGCAUGCCUCUUUAUGGUGACUUAGUCUCUUCGAUGAUAUUCAGAAUAUUUUUAUCUUGUCAGUUUUUCAAGGAAAAAAGUCUAGGCAUUGUGAUAGUCUUGGUGUCAUUGUUCACGGCUUGCAUGAAUGUUUAACCUUGGCCAUACCUCCCAAUUCAUUCUAGGUAUUCAAUUAAAACAUGUACACAAUCAUGUUGCCAGAGACAAUUCUCAAUGUUCACCAAGGUCCAUAACUCUGGCUUUAGGAGUUAUUGGGUUUACAUCACCUUUUUUUACCUAUAACUAUCAGACAAGCGUUAAGGUUCGCUCUCUGGCUCUCUUGUUGACCUAUACACGUGGUGUAAAGCACUGAUCUACCAUAUUCUUUCUCUGAGGAAGAGUCUUGGCCAACUACAUGUACCUAUUGUAAUAGGUAGGAUUCAUAUUAAGAUGUAGAUCUAUAUUUUUGCAUAAAUGAGUCAAAGGAUAUUUGCUCAAUAUAUUUUGUUUAACUUCACGGGUGCAUAUAAUUGAGAAGACAAUGCAUCAAAAAAGUGCUUUAUUCUGAAAUCAGGUAUUUCGUCAUUAUCGGAAAACCAGCAAUUUUGAAAUGUAUGUUCUUUGCAUAACCAAAGCAACAUUCAUAGUAAGAGACUUAUAUAAUUACCUAGAUUGACAAACAUGCACCAUAGCAGGUUUUGUAUGUAUUAACAUGUUCAUGACUUGUGUUACAUUUUAUGUCAUGAGGUUCUGAUGACAUCAUUAUACACUGAUGUCAUCUAUUAAGGAAAUUCUUCGAUAUAUUUUCAUGUUACAUUUUAUGUCAUCAGGUUCUGAUGAUGUCAUUUAAGUACUCUGAUGUCAUCAUUUAAGGAAAUUCUUCAAUAUUUAUUCAUGUAACAUUUUAUGUCGUCAGGUUUUGAUGAUGUCAUUUUAAGUACUCGGAUGUCAUCAUGUAAGGAAUUUCUUUGAUAUUUAUUCAUGAAACGUUUUAUUUCAUCAGAUUUUGAUGAUGUCAUUUUUAGUAUCUGAUGACAUCAUUUAAGGAAAACUUAUAUAUUUUUUUCUUUGGCAAGCCAUGUUCACUUUACAAUACUUAAAGUAUUGUAUAUCUUAUAUCUUCAUUAUUCUCAUGUUUAUAUUGGUUAUAUUGAGUGUUAUGUUAGUUUAUAUGACCAUUGUACACAAUUUCAGCCGAAAAUAAGUUCUUCGGUUUUUCUAUGUAUUAAAAUGUUAACAAAUUACUAUGUAUAAGGCGCUACCGAAUUGAUUCCUUGUUUAGAGUCACCUUCCUAGCUAUUACAAGACAUAACCACGAGGCAGAAAAAUAACAAACAAAUUUUAAGAAAAGAACAAUAUUAUUUCCUAAAUUCCACCUCUCUGAGACAUAUAGCUUGGUGACAAGCUACCUGGAUAUGUAAAACUUUGGAUAUGUAAAACUUUGGAUAUAUGUUAAACUUUGGAUAUAUGUAAAACUCUGGAUAUGUAAAAAACUCUGGAGAUGUAAAACUCUGCAUUAUGUAAAACAUGAAAACAAAGGGAUGGUAUAUAUAUGGUAUAACUCUUUGUGUAUAUAAUUCUACACUUGUUUUAUUAUAUAGGCUUUGUAAAUGCAGUUUUCUUUUCUAUAUUUUGAUUUUUGUAAUUGGCACAAAGACCCUACCAGAACAAGCUAGAUGACGCUUAACAUAGAAUCAGUUUGGCAUUGUUUGAACUUAUUGUUAAUAUAGCAAUACACCUUUUUGGCGUUUUAAGGCUUACUUUGGCUUGAAGUUAGUAUCCAUUGGUCUAGUUUGUGUUAUAUUCCAUAUAUAGUCCUAUAUACAGAUGAUAUUAUUCGGUGUGUAUCUAUUGUAGACAUUGUAGUUUUAUGUCAUCUUCCAAUAGAUUGGACAGUUCGAGCCUCGGAGCUGAACUUGGGUAAGUGGAACAGUUUGGCGACCUUCACGUCACGCAAGGGCACUCUGCUGAGAGACGAUAAAGCGCAAUGGGUAUUAAUAACCUGACGAAAGUAAUGUAAAUGAUUCUGACCACCCAAAAGGUAGUUGGUUGGUGCUCACCUGAGCUUGAACAGUGGAUUUAGCCCAUUGGCUAAAGUAAGAGAUAUGCUUAAACUUGUAGCAUAUAUUAAUUGUUGCAUGUGAAUGGUCCAAUCUAUGUGGCAAUGACUUUUCCCUAGCUUUAUAAGUCACCUUAUAUAUACAGACAAUUUAUUUGACAUUUAUCCAAGUACGUAUACAGUAUCCAUAUUUCUCUUCUAGUUUGUAGUGUUUCGUGUUAAUUGCAAUUUUAAAGCACAACUUUACAAAUCUUUAUAUAGAUGGUUUGGUUGUGGCUGAGAAAUUAGUUGUACUAUAUAACAUAACUUCGUUUCAUUUGUGAAUAUUUUGCAUUACAUAUCUACUUGUUAAGAUAUUUUUACAGAAUGAAGAUGAAGUUUACAUGAAGUAAAAAUCCAUAAUUUGAAGAAUAAAAAGCUUAACAGCCUCAUUUCCUGCUGAAUAGAAGUUGCCUAUUUUAUUUUGUAUUUUGAUAUAAUAUAUUACACAUUGAAGAAAAACAAAUCAAUAUAAAUUGAGAAAAAAAAUCAUAUAAUGGUCACAUUAUACAUGUAGCUGCUUCAUAAGAGUGAUAUUUAAAGCCAGGCCCGGGAAUCUGAAAUAACCAUGUACUUUAUUACUAUGGUGUGGAAAUAUGUAAACAUUGGGGUAAAGUAGCAACCAGUUUUGUGCAUUAAAGUAUUGUUUUAAAGCUGCACUCUCACAGAUUUACCGUUUUGACAACUUUUUAAUUUUUUGUCUCGGAAUGAGCCAAUUUCUGCAUAAAUAUCUGAAAACCAGUGAUAUAAGCCUGCUGACAAAAGAUCAGAUCGCAGAUUUUCAUAUUUCCAUUAAAAAGUUAUUGUUUUAUGGCUAAAAGCAUGAUGGUUUAACAAAAAUGCAUAAAACAUAUGUUUUUUAACUUAAAAAUGACAUUCUAAUAUUACAGGUUUUCUUACACUUUCGCAUACAUUUGUAAAAAACGUUUAAUCUGUGAGAGUGCAGUGUUAAAAGAAAACCUGGUUAAGUAAAAGCUUCACCAUUUAUAUGCACACAAUUAUUGCUGAGCUAUCUUUACCUAUUGUAAAGGGUUUCAUGUACGCUUAUAUAGGCAGUUUUUGUUCAGAACAGAUGUCUAAUAAUUGAUACACUUUCUUCCAAAACAUAAAGGAGUAGAAACUAAAUAAAUUAAUAAUAGAAUGAAGAAUAUACAUAUAGGCUAGGAAUAAAUAAAAAAAAACUGUCCCCUGUGGUUAUACAUGAUCAUAGUAUGGGUGGUUAUUAAAAUGUAAACAAAUCAAUUUUUUACUUAUUCCUUGCCUAAAUGUAUAUAUAUAUAUAUAUAUAUAUAUAUAUAUAUAUAUAUAUAUAUAUAUAUAUAUACAUACAUACAUGCUAGGGAUGAUCAAAAAUAAUUUCCUUCUGCUCCCCAUGUGUAUAACUGAUUGGAAAAAAAACAAAAAUCAAGAUGUAAGAAUUAAAUCUGAAAAUUGAAGUGAAAUUGAUGUUAUGAUCUUUAAGAAAUAUCUUUGUUAAUGAGUUACUGUAGUACUUGCAUGAUUUUGUUUCUGAUAAAAAUGUUGAGUUAUAGGUGAAGGUUAUUAUGUAUCUUUUGUAUCUCAAUAUUACUGUGUUUAUUAAUGUUUUUGUUGAACAGUUAAGUGUCUGUAAUUAAAGUUAAGACUAAUUUUGUAAUAACAGUUAAGUCUGAUUCUGUAAUAACAGUUAAUCCUGAUUCUGUAAUAACAGUUAAGUCUGAUUCUGUAAUAACAGUUAAGUCUGAUUCUGUAAUAACAGUUAAUCCUGAUUCUGUAAUAACAGUUAAGCUUAAUUCUGUAAUAACAGUUAAGCCAGAUUAUGAUAUAACAGUUAAGCCAGAUUCAGAAAUAACAGUUAAUCUUAAUUCUGUUAGAACAGUUAAGUCUAAUUCUGGAAUAACAGUAAAGCCAGAUUCAGAAAUAACAGUUAAGCCUAAUACUGUUAUAACAGUUAAGCCUAAUUCUGGAAUAAUAGUUACGCCAGAUUCAGACAUAACGGUUAAGCCUAAAUUCUGUAAUAACAGUAAAGCCUGAAUCUGUAAUUGCAUAAAUAUAACCGGCUUUGUGACUACUAUCAAUGUUGUAGAAGAAUGACAGCUAUGCUUAAAUUCAUUCUGUGUGAAAACUAAAUGUUAUUUUUUUCCCUACUAUUUGUUUCUAAUAAAAAACAGGGAGGUUACAUGAUAUCAAAAUGCACAGUUUGUUACGGCAGUUUUGCUAAGUAGAAAUGCUAGCUCAUAUAUUUUUCUGUAGAUAAGCAAAUAAAGAAACUAUGUACCUUUUCUAAUCAUUCAAGACAGCAGUGACUAGGAUGUUUAGAUUUUUAUAAAAAGUAACUUAUAUCCAUACCAGAUUUAUCCAGAAAAUGGACUAUUUAUAUAAUGUUAAUUUCUGUUUAAUUUUUUAGGUGAUCUGUUUUUCGAAGAAAAAAAAUUGAGGUCAUGUUAUAGCGUUGAUGUCAUUGUUGGCAGUGGCAAACCAUUGCCAGGAAAAUGUUUAAUGUUAUCCAAAAAUGAUAUUCAAAUGAAACUUGAUACAAUACAUGGCCAGUAUGUCCCUUGUUCAACUGCAAAAAAAUAGUAGACAGCCAUUGUUUGUUACAAGCAACAAUUUUUAAUUAAUAAAAGUUCAUUUGAAAGGGAAAAAAACAGCACCUUUCCUCAUGUAUAGUUUUUUUGUAUUGGCUAUUUUAUCUGUUCUGUUCAACCUAGUGCAAUAGAAUAUUAAACAAAAUUGUUAUAGUGGAAAAUAAAAUGUGACAAGUUUGCCUUGUAAAAUAUUUAAGUUUUCUUUUCAAGCUUUUGAAAACUGAGUUUGGUUUUAGUUGUUUUAGUUGUUUUUUUUCUACUGUUCAUACUGUUUUUCUGACAUUUUCCUGUUAUUACAGUUAAGUGCUCAAAAUUAUGUUUUGUCUACUGGCUUCGGCUGUUUAAAUCAACCCAUCUACCUGAUUAAAAUCAAUAUCCCCUGACUGCUGAUUUACCAAAAUAAAUGUACAGCGAAUAUGAAAAAUACUGUCAUCCCAUUGGACAAAAUAUAAUUCUGAACACUAAAAUACAUUUCUAUACAAAUAUGUAACUUCUGUUUAUGUUUUUUGUUUUUGUUUCAAUUCUCGAGCUCAACUUGCUUUAUUUACAAGGUGUAUAAACUCUUAAAUAGGCACUGUUACACGUUCAAGAGCUUCGUUGUUGAUAUUCAAUAUUUUUAACACCAGUAGGUGAAAGAAAAAUGUACUUACUGUCUGUAUACAGUAUAGUAAUAUACAUAUAUACACCAGGAGAUAUUUAUGUAUAUUAACAAGACACAUUUUAUUGACAUUGUUUUUCUUUUUUAUUUAAACAUGUUGGUAAAAGGUGAAGUUAAGUAAACACAAUGUAUUGUAGUGUUUUAUCUUGAAAGGGUAUACCAUUUCUGCAGUUCCUAACAGUAGCCCCUUUAUAUUACGGCACAAAAUUUCUGUUACCUAAAAAACAACACUUAAGAGUGGUGAUUCUUUGUUUGUUAAUUUAGUUCUUUAUAUCCUCGUCCAAAAGUCAAGCCUCAGUGAUUCCAUUCAGUCCAUUGGCCAGUUAUUUUUACAGUCCAAUCAAAACACUUGGAUUGAAUAUGGCUCCUAAUUUUAAAAGUCAUUUUUACAGUCCAAUUAAAACACUUGGAUUCUAAUCUUAAAUUCGCGUUAAAUCUAAAUUGUAAUUGAAUGAGGCUCCUGAUCCUUUAGAAAUAUUAUUGUUUUUAUCAAAAAGAUUGCGUUUAAGUGAACACACUUCAAUACAUUGUGGAUGUGAUGGGGUCAAGCUUUGUCAGAGUAAUGUUAGUGUUGACACUGCGCUGUUUAGCCUUUACAUUUUGUUAUAAUGUGUUUUUUCAGUUGAAGUGUAUGGGAUGUUGAAAUCUUCCUACGUUAAUUUGAAUACUUGGGUGUGGUAGCCAUUACUCCUACAUGUUAACCAUCCCUAUAACACAGCUUAGGUUUCAUUGGUCCUUGAACCAACCUUAUAAAACAGCUUGGGUUUCAUCGGUCCUUGAACCAUCCCUAUAACACAUCUUGGGUUUCAUCAGCCCUUGAAUAUUCUCAUGAAUUAAAUAUUGCUUAUUUGAUUGCAUGUAUUAGGCAGAUUUGAAAAAGAGAAUUUUGGCCUAAUUAUUAAAAAAAUGUACAAUUUUAAGGACCAAGUUUUUUUGGGGGAAAAUAAAACAAUAUUUCAAACCAGUAAAAAUAGUAAUAUCUUUAUAGAGACAUAAGUGAAUUUUAAGACCUAAUCUUUUUAGAAACUCUUUGAAACUCAUAUGAGUUGCUGUGUUGUAUGUGAGGGUUGAUAUGUGGGUAGUCAAUGUUCCGUCUGCUGCAUCUUGUGUAGAAUGUACAUGUUGUAGUGACCACUGUCUCACUCUAUCUGUCAUUUACAAGCUGAUAUCGGUAGGGUGUGGAUGGCACUAGUAAACUCUGUAACCUAUA